AUGGCAUCGGACGAUCCCCCGUUAGAUCCGAACAAGAAUAAUGAGGAUCCAAUUGGCCAUUUUCCGAUAGACUCCGUCGAAGAUUUUGAUGAUGGCAACCUCCACGAUACCAGUACGACUGCUGCUUCCUCUGGGCAGAAGCGACCUGGGUUUCCCGGAGAUGACGAAGACGAAGGAGGCCACAGCAGCCCAUCCAAGAAAGUCAAGUCCGAUGGCUACCAAGGGCAUGACGACAACACGGACCACCCCUCCACUCCAGGUGGGAAGGAGAAUGGGGAUGUCCAUGAACACCAGCCUCAUGCAAUUCAUCCUCAUCCACUUCAUCAUGACCAACCACCACCACCCAAUCACAUGACGGAUGAUAAUACGGAUGAUAAUGCCAAGCAACCAGACGCACCACAGCAUCAUCAGGGAGCCCCAAUGGCACCAGGUUCUUCCUCUGAGCAAGCUCCUGCUACCCCCAAUAAUCAACCCAUUGGCAGCAAUAUGCAGCAACAACCGCACCAAGGAGGUUACUAUCCUUCCAUGUAUGGACAGUAUCCUGGCAUGAUGCAACCCUAUCCUCCAUACUCCUAUCCCCCGCCAUAUCCAGGCCCACCAGCGCCACCCAUGAUGCCUCCGGGACAACCACCGCCACCACCACAGGCGGCCGCUACACCACCCCAACAGGGGCCUCAUUCGCCCAGUAGUGCCAACCACGGACAACAACAGCAACAGAAUGUAGCAAGCCCAAAGGAUCGCAACAACAGCAGCAACAGCCACCUCAUUAUCACCAUCCACAAGCAGCAUAUUACCAACAACCUCCACCCGAUCAUCCCUCUUCGCCCUCUCGUCAUGCCUACCAAUAUCCAGGAAUGGUGCCACCCAUGCACAUGA
Molecule: messenger RNA, 876 nt
Organism: Seminavis robusta
Lineage: Eukaryota; Bacillariophyta; Bacillariophyceae; Naviculales; Naviculaceae
Source: the annotation of a GenBank genome assembly